Molecule: messenger RNA, 5280 nt
Organism: Talaromyces rugulosus
Lineage: Eukaryota; Fungi; Ascomycota; Eurotiomycetes; Eurotiales; Trichocomaceae
Exons: 1
Coding region: 1-5280 (1759 amino acids)
Cellular component (GO): nucleus; site of double-strand break
Source: RefSeq, a predicted model, not a curated record
AUGCCCUCUCCUGCGACCCCGCGGCGAGACGCUGUUCGCGGUAGCGCCAAGUCUACGCCCACAAAGUCCAAGACGCUCGACAUCGGAAAACCCCUCGGCCUUUACGACACAAAUUCCGUUCGCGAAAAGGUCCGGGUAUGGCAGCAGAAAGGCGGAGGCGUCGUCGCAUCUAAGGAUGCCCUGGCCGACGACGAAAAUGAUGUGAAGAUACACGAAGCAGAAAAAGAAAGAGGAGAGCAAGACGAAGAAAACAAACCGAUCAGAUCUAAGCUUGAAGAGCCCACAGAGCCUCCAAAAACCCCGAGACCGACCGCGCGGAAGACUAGCAAGAAUAUAAAGGGCGCUGAAAAUGGUGGUAUCAGGAAGCGCAGUCAAAGCACGCCGAGGAAGCGUGUCAUCAGCGACCAGCAUUGGCGAAAGCAACGCAGUCCGCCCACUGCCGGCAGAAAGGCAGCGAAAGAGCCCCCAAAGCGAAUAACAACAUACAAGACGAACGAGCAGUACACAUCAUCAACGUCCUCCCUGCCAGAAAAGAAGUCCGCGAGGAAAGACCACAUACCAGACGACGGAAUCAGGGUGUACGCUCACGGCCAAACCCCCCGGAACAAAUCUCGAACCGUCAAAACCACUAGAUAUGUAUACAAGGACGAUGAUUCGUUUCUCGAAAAGGAGUCUUCAAAGGACGCCGAGUCUGUCGUUACAUCAGCGAUUUCAAAAGAAUCCGAGGAAAACGAGCCGACUGUGGCGGGUCGCUUAAGACGAAACACUCCGCCUCCAGAAGAUGACGAUGGAUGGGCACGAAGUGAAGCCGACUUCUCCGAAUUGUCUCGCCGGAGACGACGAGGUGUAACUGAACCGCGCAACCUUCGCAAGACAAAAGGCGGGCUUUUGAAUCAGGUUCUCGACGAAUCUAGGAAAAUGUUUGCCAAACCAGCCCCUCCCCCGCCACCGCCUGUCAAUAACCGCGGAGACAAGAUCGCAGCAUGGUUAUCCGGUCAACCCGACCCAUUUGUCGAUGGAGGAGAUGAUAGGAUGUCGGUAGAAAUACCCGCCCCUUUGAAGACAAGAUCAGAAACGACCAAGAGAUCUGUCCGAAGCUUGGAGUCAAGUGCGAUAGAAGAAGAUAGCCAAUUUAGCGAGUCCUGGCAUGACCACAGACGCGACAGCAAGACAUCCGAUGAGAAAAGCAGGCGACGACGUCGUUCGAGCGGAUCUUUAACGGUUUGUGAAGAUACGGAAACUCUUCGCAAAUCGCCUCUUUCGGAAACUAGUGUUUCUGAAACCAGAAAAGGGAGACCCGUCUCUUCACACUCACAUUCCGUUAAGAAUCCUCGCACACCAGACCCAACCACACCGACCAGAACCUCACGUCUUAAGAAUGUCGCGCCAAGUCGAGAUUCUAUUAUCUCUGACGAGAGUUCAGAGGUUUCUGCAAGUGAUAUCAUCCUUCCUUUGAGGCUGAAGAGGCCUUUUCCUAGCACUGGAAUACAUCGAUUGUCCACUAUAGCUUCGGAGGAAACUUUGAGUACAAGAGAUGACAGGUCUUUUCUUGAAAGAGAGAGCCAAUCUUCAGAAUUAGAUUCUACAACGACCCGCUCUUUGAACGAUGAAGAGCGUGAUUACUUCGACCCCAAUUCUCUUUCAAGAGCUGGCCAUGGACUCAAAAGGAAGCUGACAAAACAUGAUGAUCUAAUGUCCGUCCUGUCUGAACCCACAUCUCGAAGACACAGUGUACGAUCUUCUCGCAGCAUUAGAAGCAAUCGAACUCGACUAGGAAAGGCAACUAUGGAAGAUUUGAUGAACGAGCUCACGUCCGACGAGGCAAAAUACUUGCGUGAACUUCGUACUUUGGUUGGAGGUGUUAUUCCUGUCCUUUUAAGUUGCGUCCUUUCUCGAUCAGAUUCCGCCAUCGCCGCUGGCCUCUUUCGGCCAUCGGCGGACCCGAAAGACGAGAUGACCUUUACUAGACCAAUAGUCGAUAUGGGCGUCGCCCUUGAGCGCCUGAAGACAUUGCACAAGCGAAUACCCUUAGAAGACUGCGAUGCCCUCUUGAACUGGGCACAAGGUGCUCAAAGAGUGUACCGAGACUAUCUCAAAGCCUGGAGAAUGGGCUUCCAAGACGUGGUCGUGAAUCUGGCCCCCCUUGAUGAAGAAGAAUCAGCCAAAUUGGAGACCCAAAGUUUGGAUCAGGGCAUGGAUAGAGACGAGUCUGGUGACGUUAUAGAUAGCAACGGGGAGAAGGUGGAUGUUGCAUAUCUGCUCAAAAGGCCCCUUGUUCGAUUGAAGUAUCUCUCAAAGACCUUCAAAGGCAUCGACUAUAUAGCCCAUUCGCCAAAAGCUGAAAAAGUGGCUGAAAACUAUCAAGAACUCGUUGAGCAUGCUCGUCGCCGGUCCAACGAUGAACGAGCCCGGCUUGAAGAUGAAUCCGCAGCUUGUAUCGAUGGAACUAGGAUUCGGGACCCUGAAACUUUGAAGGUUCUUACCGACGUCACUGUAAACAAGACGCGCCGAGUUCUGGCACGAGACUUUUUCAAUUUGUCCUUGUUGCAUUCAAGUGGUCAAACGAUUGAUUGCCAUGCUGAAUUGCUGCUCAGAGACAAUGCUCCUGGAACUGAAUCCGGCGGUGACCUUCUCAUAUGUGAGAUUGAUGACACCGAUCGCUGGCUUCUGUUUCCUCCCAUUGAAACGAACUGGAUCUCUGCUCGGAGUGGCAGCUCUAAAGGUGAAAUAGUUGUGAUGAUACGAGGAAAAUCGGCGGUUGAGGACCGGGAGUGGCGAGAGUUGUUAUCUCUGACCAUUCCAGGCGAAGAUGUUAGAUCUGAAUGGAUCCAUAUGAUCGGCCUAGAUCCAGUCCCUCCAACUAUAUCUAGGUCUCAUAGUUUCCUUGAGCGAGCAAGGAAACAGCGUCGAAAGUCUGUUGAUGAAAAGAGCGAGAAACCAGCUUCUUUGAAGUUGCGCUUGCCUAGUCCAAGUGAAGUUGAUGUACCAAUUGGUGAGCAAGGGAGCGUCGUUAGCCGUACAGGAAACAGCUUUGUUACCAACAGUUCUGGGCCAAGUUCAUUGAGCAAUAACUCCGAGGCAGUUUCUGGUGUCUCUUUGGCUUCUGCAAUUACCAGGGCAUCUGACUACUCGGAAGCCGCCCAGCCCAUGACACCCACUUCCCCCAAUGCCCGCGAGUCGCUGCCCUCAGCCAAGGAGUUAAGUGACAGGAAGGUACUUGAAGGAAAAGCCUCUCCGGGCUUGAAGAGGACCAAAGCAAAGAGGCGAUCUCGACAUGCUGAAGAGAUGUCCCCUUCAGAGAAUUCACCCAAGGCUUCCUCUGUGUCUGUGCCUGAGCAACAACCAGAAUCACCACCAAAACCAAGCCCGAAAACCCCUGGUCGAUUCUACGAAAGCACUAAACCCAUCAUCAAGCCAAAAGCCAGCAUCUCCCGAGAAAAAGGCGAAGCGCCUCUGCAUGCUAAGCGUGAAAGUCCGAACGAGCACCGUCUGUCUUCUGUACCUUCAAUGAAAAUGCCAACGAUACCGAAGAUCAGGCAGGAAAGUGGUAGCAGCCACAGUAACACAUCGGUCGAUACCACUUCUGAUGAUGAGGAAUGGCCAGACUUGGGAUCAAAUACGCAUUCGCCUGAAACUGAUACCAGUGAAUCAGAGGAGCCGCCUGCUCCACCUCCUCAUCGAUCUCCAAGCCAAACACAACUCAAGAAUGUUCCGACUCUCAGCCCAUCUGCCAAUCGCCAGAAGCGAAGGUCAUCAUCACCCCUGAAGCACGAAUAUGAGCCAUCGACUGCUUCCGACACUUCAUCUGAGUCCGACAGUUCGACUGUCCGCCAUUAUGACAUGGGAUACUCUUCUUCAGGCUCUUCCGACUCAUCGGACGAGGAAUUAGAAGACGAUGACAUCUUAUUACCUAUCCCCCCCACAAGAUCGGCCCAGUUCUCAGAUCCUUCCCCCCCCGCAUCUCUUCCUGCUCUUGAUGGAGAUACUUUGUCUCCUUCAAAUUCUGCUUCUCAAGGACCUUAUCGUUCUGUUCCCUCACAGCCAUCCAAAUCAUCCAAAGCGAUUGCAUCGAUAUUUUACUGGGCAGAGCAAGGGAAGUGGGAACCCCUCCUUCCUGCUGAAUGCAGUAUCGUGGUGACCCCUGGUCUUAUCGAAGCGUAUGAGAUUUCGAAUGGCCCCGAAUCAGACUAUCAUACUGGCCAUAAGAACCGACCUCUUAUUGCACUGGAGCUGACACCCUUGGUUCCAAUUCGUCGUGGAACCGCGAUCGAUAUUAGCAUACGCUCCCCACCUACCGAAAGAUCCAGAAUCCGAAAAAGUAAUAACAUCAUGUUCCGCUCCCGCAAUUUGGAAGAAUGUGAAGCGUUAUAUGGCUUGAUCAACCAAGCUCGCAUUAAUAAUCCCACCUACAUCGCUCUUCAAAACGCACGAGGUCCUUUCGAUGGGCAGCCAGCUGCUCUCUCAAGAUAUAACUCGACAGACAAUAAUAAAACGGCCAGCUGGUUUGGUUUCCCGCGAAGGAAAAAUAGUUAUCGAGCUUCGAAGCGCGCGCCUUCCAUAGGUAUGGCGUCUGACAGUAGCGUGGGCACUAUGAGCAGUGCAUUUUCUGCCCUCAAGCGAUUUGGUACCGGCAAUAAGCUCUUCAGCAUUGCCAGGUCGACCAUUACAUCCCGAACAGGAAGCCGCGAUGGAAGCCUUUAUUCAAGCUCUGGUGGCUCUGGUCUUGCAGCACUUGCAGAGGCAAUAAAGGGAGCUGACGGCAUUGGUUUGUCAAAUGCGAAAAUCAGAUUUUAUCUCCGCGAGAGCACAACGAAAUGGCGUGACCUGGGUGCAGCUCGACUGACGAUCAUGCCUGCGACACCCAAAUCAUCACGGCCAACUACAUCUAGCGACACGUCAGCAGGAGAUGCAAACCCAGGUUCAAGCAGGUCUCCAUCAGAAGUUCCAAGUGAUUCGGUAAAUGAACCUCUCCCCGACGGUGUAUCAACUCCUACACCCGCCGCAUCCCCUCGCCGCGUCGUUAUGAGCCAAGAAAAACGAAUUAUCGUCCAGGGAAAAACUGUAGGCGAAGUUUUACUGGACGUUUGCUUGGGCGAGAGCUCUUUUGAACGUAUAGCUCGUACUGGCAUUGCUGUUUCCGUCUGGGAAGACCGCGCGGGCGGAACUGUUCAACACAAGGGUGGAGUUACUGGCGGAGCAUUCCGCAUUUAUAUGAUUCAAAUGAAAAGCGAGGCUGAAGCUGCAUAUACUUUUGGCUUGGUUGGAAAGUUGCGUUAUUAA